Linum trigynum is the source of this 267-nucleotide messenger RNA. NCBI's taxonomy places the organism in Eukaryota, Viridiplantae, Streptophyta, Magnoliopsida, Malpighiales, Linaceae. The record is from the annotation of a GenBank genome assembly.
AUGGUGACCCCAGAUCUGUUGUACCAGGACAUCGCCGAGCAAUGGGGAAGGCAGAUCCAGAGUUUACAUUUUCUUUAUGCCGGCGAAGGCGCAGACAAUGGAGAAAGAGACGGCGGAGUCGCGCAAUCAAGACACCUUCUUCUCUCAUCGCUGCCUGCCUCCUUCAUCGUCAUCGUUGUUGCCGCCCUCCUCCAUCGUCAUCUCUGGCUACCAUUCUUCUUUUGUCGCCGCUUACCUCCAUCGCAUGGCUCUUUGGACGUCUCGUAG